Molecule: messenger RNA, 9005 nt
Organism: Parus major (Great Tit)
Lineage: Eukaryota; Metazoa; Chordata; Aves; Passeriformes; Paridae
Gene: CHL1
Product: cell adhesion molecule L1 like
Exons: 29
Coding region: 562-4239 (1225 amino acids)
Biological process (GO): cell-cell adhesion; axon guidance
Cellular component (GO): plasma membrane; axon
Molecular function (GO): protein binding
Source: RefSeq, a predicted model, not a curated record
UUUGGCGGAGUCCCCGCACGCCGAAGCGAGAGCAUCCCGGGGUCCUGCACGGGCAGCGCCCCCACUUCGGCCACUCCUUUCUCCUCCUCCCGGCCCGGUUCUGGGCUGGCCGGCACUGGGGACCCCUCCGGCACCUGCCCGGCUGCGGGACGGGCUGGGGGCGCCCAGGGGCUCCCCUGGCUCCCUCCUCUCCUCCCUCCCCGCAUCCCUCCGGCUCCCGGCGCAUCCCCAGCUGCCGCCGGAGCAGCGGGGACGGAGGUGCCGCCGGCAGCCGGCUCCGGCCGAGGGGACUCGGAUCGGGCAGCGAUUAUUUCGGAGCGCCGGGACGGGGCUGCGGAGCUGCGGCCGCCGCCGGGACCCCUCCGCCCGCCCGGGCUCAAGAUGCAGUAAAGUGGGAAGAAGGAUUCAGAUGUAAAACUACAACCUGACCAUGCAUUGAUGAGGAAACAGCCACAUGUUCUGACUCCCACUUUCACAUCCCUGUGCCUGAUUUGAAGUGACAGUGAGCGGAAGCAUAAGGUAUCUCUCAUUCUGUUUGGACUCCUUGUUUACAGAAGAGUGAUGGAGAUGCUAUUAAGCACAAAAGGCAUCACCAUAUGCCUGUUUUUCUUUGUAUUGAGUUUGGCAGCAGCUAUUGAAAUACCAUUAUCAGUUUCCCAGCUUCCAACAAUCACAGAGCAAUCCCACACCCAGGUUGCCUACCCCUUUGAUGAGGACUUCACCAUCAAAUGUGAAGCCAGAGGAAACCCCCAGCCCACCUUUAACUGGACCAAGGAUGGAAAACCAUUUGAUUUAUCAUCUGACCCAAGGAUAGUUUCAUCUAACAACUCUGGAACUUUUGUGAUCCAAAACCGGGGAAUCAUCAACAAUUUCCAGGGGAAAUAUCGCUGCUUUGCAUCCAAUGUGCUGGGAACUGCCAUGUCAGAAGAAAUUGAGCUGAUUGUUCCAAGUGUGCCAAAAUUCCCCAAAGAAAAAAUCGAGCCUCUGGAUGUGGAGCAUGGAGAUUCUGUGAUCCUGCACUGCAACCCCCCAAAAGGCAUCCCCCCUUUGCAUAUCUACUGGAUGAAUAUUGAUCUGCAGCACAUCCCACAGGAUGAGAGGGUCUCCAUGAGCCUGAAGGGAGAUCUUUACUUUGCCAAUGUGGAGGAAAGCGACAGCAGGAGUGACUAUUGCUGCUUUGCAGCCUUCCCGAGGCUCAGGACCAUCGUGCAGAAGAUGCCGAUGACGCUGAAGGUUUCCCGCUUAAAGCAUGCUAAUGACUCAGGCUCACCUAACGCUGCUGUUACUAAGGCAAAUUUUAUCAAGGAAAGGAAACCCAAACUGCUGAUCCCUCCUGAAUCUGCUGGCAGUAGCUCAUCAGUCACUGUCAUCAAGGGAGGUGUCCUGCUCCUGGAGUGUAUUGCUGAAGGGCUCCCAACUCCUCAUCUCAGCUGGGUGAAGGUCAUGGGAAGCAUGCCCAAGGAUGAGCCAGAGACAGAGAAUUUUGGGAAGACCCUGAAGAUUGACCAGGUGACAGCAGCUGAUGAGGGGACGUACCAGUGCACAGCCAGCAACCCCAUGGGCAGCGCCAGUCACAAGUUCCACGUGCAUGUGGAAGAGCCUCCCCAGUGGCUGAAGAAGCCCGAAGGUGGUGUCUACAGCGUGGGGACAAACCUGGUGCUGCUGUGCGAGGCCAUCGGGAACCCCGAGCCCAGCAUCCAGUGGAAGCUCAAUGGGAUGCCCAUCGAUGGCAGGACCUUCCGGGGGAGAAUCUCCACCAGGGAGAUCAGCCUGACCAACCUGCAGCUGCAGGACAGCGCCGUGUUCCAGUGCGAGGCCACCAACAAGCACGGCACCAUCCUGGCCAGCGCCAACGUCAACGUCCUCAAUAUUGCCCCCCUGAUACUGACCCCGGAUGAGGAAAACUACGCCACAGUCGUGGGUUACAGCGCCUUCCUGCACUGUGACAUCUUUGCCUCACCUGCAGCAGAUGUCAGAUGGACUAAGGAUGACAGCAUAGAGCCCCUUUCAACGUUUCGCUACGAGCUGAACAAGAACGGCACCCUGGAGAUCAGGGACACCAAGAAGGAGGAUUCGGGAUCCUACGCCUGCUGGGCUGCAAAUUCCGUGGGGAAAAGAGCAAUCACUGCUAAUCUGGAUAUAAGGGAUGCUACAAAACUUGUUGUUACUCCAAAGAGCCCCCGAGUGCUGAAAUCACAUUCCAUUUUAUUGAAAUGUCAGGCUGAGUAUGAUUCCCACUUGAAACACAGUUUUAAAUUAUCCUGGAGGAAGGAUGGAGAUGAGCUGCCAGUCAACAGCACGGAAGGUGGCAGGGUAAUUCUGGACAGGGAUACCCUGUUCAUAUCCAGUGUGCUCCUGGAGGAUCAGGGAGUUUACACAUGUGUGGCCAGCACUGCCCUGGACGCUGCCGAGGCCGAGGCACAGCUGAUCGUUCUGGAUGUUCCUGACCCACCAGAAGACCUCCAGCUGUCGGAAAACCAAAACCGGAGCGUUCGGCUCUCCUGGAAAGCUGGGGCCAGCCAUAACAGCCCUGUUAAUGAAUCAAUUAUAGAGUUUGAAGAGAACCGCUGGGAGCCGGGGAGGUGGCAGGAGCUCAGCAGAGUGCCAGGGAAUGACACCACAGCCCUGCUGUCCCUGGCCCCGUAUGUGAAUUACCAAUUCCGUGUGGUGUCCGUCAACGCCGUGGGCAGGAGCCAGCCCAGCAAACCAUCCCUGCGCUAUGCCACCCCUCCAGCUGCUCCAGAUAAAAACCCAGAGAACAUCCGAGUUGAGGCUUCUGAACCCAAUGAAAUGGUGAUGAAAUGGGAGCCACUGAAGCCCGUGGAGAGGAACGGGCCGGGGCUGGAGUACAAAGUCAGCUGGAGGCAGCGGGGUGUGGAGAGCGACUGGAACGAGGAGCUGGUGAAGAAACACUCCCUGAGCGUGAGGAAUGUGCCCACCUUCGUGCCUUACGAGAUCAAAGUCCAGGCAGUGAAUAAUUUAGGAUCUGGCCCCGAACCAAACGUCACCAUUGGAUAUUCAGGAGAGGACGUUCCAGAUGCUGCUCCUUCGGGCGUGUCGGUGGAGGUUGUGAACAGCACCCUGGUGAAAGUCUUCUGGUUUGGGAUACCAAGGGACAGAGUUCGUGGGCACUUAAAAGGCUACAAGGUCAACUGGUGGAAAACAAAAAACAUGCUGGAUGGAAAGAGGCAUCACCCAGAGAAACACUUCCUGACGUUUGUAGGAGACAGGAACUAUGGGAUGAUUCCUGGCCUGGAGCCCUUCAGUGAAUUCCGCUUGACAGUUUUGGCUUUCAACUCCAGAGGAGAUGGCCCUGAGAGCUCCCCCGUGGUGUUUGAAACUCCAGAAGGAGUCCCCGAACAACCACGUUUCCUCAGGAUCCUGAACUUUGACAAGGACUCGGUCACUCUGUCCUGGGGGCUUCCCAAGAAAGCCAAUGGCCACCUCACAGGCUACGUCCUGCAGUACCAGAUAAUCAACGAGACGCACGAGGUGGGCGCCGUGAGCGAGGUGAGCGUCACCAACCGCUCCGUGCUGAGCUGGCGCCUGGCGGGGCUCAGCCCCAGCACCAAGUACAAGUUCUACAUCAAAGCCUGCACGGCCAAGGGCUGCGGGAAGGCGGCCACCGAGGAGGGGCUGACGCUGGCCCAAGGCAGUAAAGGCAGCGGCAGGAUUUCAGACGCAGUAAAGCCCACCCCAAAGUUUCAGCCCAGCGAGGCCCUUGAGCCUGGCACUGAGUACACAAUCCGCCUAGUGACUAAGAACUGGGUGGAUAACAAUAGCAUUUUUGAAGAUGUAAUUGAGACCAGGGGGAGAGCCUACGCUGGCAUUUACGAGGGGAUUUCCACCCAGGGCUGGUUCAUCGGGCUGAUGUGUGCCAUCGCCUUGCUCACCCUGCUGCUGCUAACGAUCUGCUUUGUCAGGAGAAAUAAAGGAGGCAAAUAUUCAGUGAAAGAAAAAGAAGAUUUGCAUCCAGAUCCCGAAGCUCAAUCAAUAAAAGAUGAAAUCUUUGGGGAAUAUAGUGACAGCGAUGAAAAGCCGCUGAAAGGCAGCCUCCAGUCACUUAACGGGGACAUUAAAGCCACUGGAAGUGCUGAUAGUCUGGUAGAUUAUGGAGAAGGGGAGCAUGGCAUGUUCAAUGAAGAUGGUUCAUUUAUUGGAGCUUAUUCUGGAUCUAAAGAAAAAGGAUCCGUGGAAAGCACUGGGAGUUCUACGGCAACUUUUCCUCUCCACGCCUAAAACGAUUGGUGUUUAAUUGUGCUAAUUAUCCUGGCUAGCUCUCCACAGCUCCCGGGUGUGCUCGGGAGCAGGGGGCCAGUUGAGCCAGUCAGGAAAAUCCUGGCGUCCAGGUAAUACAAAAACGAGUCACUGCCACUAAAAGAUGAUUUUUCCAUCCUAAUUUCUAUGUGUUUCCUUCUCAAUAAAUUAGAAUUAUUCUUUAUUCUACCUGGUGUGUUAGUCUGAGCAAACCAGAGUUUCUCGGUGGUACAUCUGUGUCCUUACCUGCUGCUCCAGGUGUUUCUUAGCCUUGGAAUAUGUUUCUCUGUGUAGUAUUUUUGCCCUGUUCUCACAGGUGUAUGUGUAAAAUUCCCUCAUGGCCUUGGUUAUAACCUCAAGGUUAUGGCACCAGCUAAAACAGCUCACUCUGCCAAGUGUGAACACACAAAGAGGAAAAUUAGAAUUUAAAAUACCAGAGAAAGAUAUUCUAUAUAUUGCAUAAUUUUUCCUAAAGAAUUAAACCCCUUUAUGUAUGAUAUUCAAAAUAAACUGUUUUAGUGGUUACAGCUGACUUCAACUACCAACACUUAGAAAUGCAGCUUUACCCACAGGAGAGUGUGGGUGAAGCUGCUGCCCAGUAGCUGGCACUAUUUCCUUAAAUAAGCUGCAGCUCUUUCCUGUGGCAAGGCAAAACAGGGUUCCCAUCCACCAUCACUCGAAAUAUUUUUAAUUUUUCCCAGCUGCAAGCUGCAUUUCUAAGCAAAAUCUUUGGUGUCUGUCUCAUAUCUGUAUAUUUGUGAGCUAGCCAACAUUUCAUGGAGACAUUGUACAUAUGAUAUUAAUAUUGAUACAAGUCCAGAGCAGCCUGGUUUUAUUUUGAUCUGAGACAUGUUGCUAGCAUGGGUCUGUAUAGCUGUGUAGGAAUGAGUAGAAUUGCUUCUCAAUAUGGAUUUGGACCAGCAAAAUUAGUUUUCAGAAGGAGUUGUGUGUAUAGGAACCAUCCAAACCUCACACCAUUCAAACAUCACCUAAACUAGACCUACCUGACUUUCAAGAGUUCAUUUCUUUUCAGCCUAUUCACUGUUAAAUAAACAAGAACAAAAAGCAAAGAGAAAAUAUUAUGGUAGAGUUUGUUUUCCUAUUUUGUUGACUGAAUGCUGGUUCUUUGCCUCUCCAGCACUAACUCAGCCGAGCUGUACAGCACAUUUUUUUGGUCUUUUUGUAUUGGAAUCUCCUGGAUCUCUUUUUAAUGGCAUUUGCAUUCUUGAAUCUGCUUGUUUGAGUAGAGCAUCAGCGUGACUUCAUUUCUUCUGUCACUCCCAUUAGGAAAGUUUUUAAGUAGUUCCUGCAGGAGAAAUAGAUCCUAGAAGCUGUUUGCCAUCCUGCUAGCAAUUAGGCAAAUAUCCCCAAAUGGCUCCUCCAUGAUUUCAAUGGAAGAAAGAGAGGAAGCAAGAAUUACUCACCUGGUUCUGAGUUUCCAGCAAGGGCCACAAUUAAGCCCAGGGAAAUGGAGAUAUUUUUUUUCCCAGUGGAAAGGCAGUGGAUCCCCCACGGCUCCCCCCAGGCUGGGAAUGCUCCUCAGAGCUCAGCAGCUUUGGGAAGCCUUUGGUGCUCAAACUUCUGCUUUCCUGUGCCUCUUUUUGGGUUUUGGAUUGGAGCUUUUAAGGGCUUUUUAUGUAACCUCUGUUUGGGAAAAGCAAACUCCAAAAGCCCUGUUCAGGCUAUGCCUGUGAGUGUAAAAUGGUGAGUGGAAAUCUGCCCUCAAUCAAGGAUUAUCCCAUCCCAUAUCAGUGACCCACAUUAUUCACUUCUUAUUAUUUAUAAAGUUCUGUUUUUUCUAUUUCACUCAAUGCAAACACCAAAAAGUCCAAAAGCCUUUUAAUUUUGGGGGAAAAAGUAAUUUUCCAAAGAAUGGAGUGUACAAUUAGAGAAAUGUGAAAAUUGGCAUCUCAGCAACAGAGACAUUUCCCAGCAGCAUCUUUAUCUGCUGACUCGUGUCUGCUGCAGCCCAAACCAGAUAAAAUCUAAGAACUGAUUAGCCUUGUGACAACCUGCUGCUUGCUUUGGGCUGGUUUUAAAGCAUUUCCUUAGGGAGGGAAUCAUCUGCAGUGAUCGAAGGUCUUUGAAAUUUAGGGAAUAAAAUUGGGGUGGGCUCCCCCAACUCCUCACUUUGGGCUGGGGGGAGGCUGUGCCUGCACACAUCACAUUUUCCUCUGGGUCACUGCAGAUAAACCAGACCCCUCACCCCAGAAAAUGCCUCUGUUUUAGAGAAAUGUUCCAUUUGUCUGUGAAGUUUCAGCCAUAUUAAUGGGUGCCAAAUGAUGCAGUGAUGGAUUUCAAUCCCCCCUGCAGCUCUGGCUCUGCUGCUGCUGCUAAGAGGUGUUUGUGAUGUGCUGCUCAGCCGGGCUGGUGGCACUGCUUUGUCCACCCAGAUUUCAAUUCACAGCCUGAAAUCUUCAUCUUGGUGUUUCCAUGAUGCCUCAGGACCUAAAAAUCAAACAGGGAGGGAAAGAUGUGCAAUGGAACCUGGGUUUUUGAACACAAAAUUCCUGGUUUUGAGGAAUAUGCCCAAUGAAUAUUAAACAAGUGGCUUAAACUCCCAGGAAAUCUCACUCACCUGAGCUGUUUGCCCCAAUCAUUUAUUUUCCUUUUUUUCCCUGCAUUGGGGUUUUGUUUCCUGCUGUGAAAGUACUUGGAAAGUGCAGGGCAUUGAUGGCUUUUUGGAGAUUGGCUUUCAAAAGUAAAUUAACAGAGCAAGCUGAGGUUUUGUUGAGGAGUUUUUUGUCAUUGCAAGGAGCUGGGCUGUGUUUUUGUCUUGGUGUGAGACAGGUGAGAGGAAGUGUGACCAUGUAGCUCAAUAACAGUGUCACCAACUGCACUGCAGUUUAUGGAACUUCCUGAGUUGGAAAGGAUCCACAAAGUCAUCAAAGCCCACCCAAAAAUCACUCCCUAUUCUGAAAUAGUGCACUGAGUAUUAAAUCUCUGUGUUGCUUUGUUUGGGACUUUUUUUGGUUUUUGUUUUUUUCCCCUCCAGACAGGGGAGUUUAUUAAACUUAGCUGCCAGAAAUAAAUUUCUCUCAAAUUAAAUUUAAACUUCUUCAAACUUAAAUUUCUUCAAAUUAAUCAACACCUAGCAGGGAAUGCCAGCCUGCCUGCUGGGAGGAGGGAGUCCAGCCAUGGGAGCAGAGCAGGGAAUUAUUAUUUAUCCCAUGCCAUGGCUGUGGUUGUGUUCCAUUUGCUUCUGACACAUUUUACCUCAGUACAAGUGUGAAAUGGCACUCUCACAUUUGAUAUCCAAGUUGAGCCAGGAUGUAAUUCCAACCCUCAGGGCAUUUCCCUGGCCCCAUGGAUCCAGGUUUGGGGAUUUAAGCAGUCUCUGGAAGAAGAGAGGGAUGGGUCUUGCUGAAAAAGUUGUGCAGUUUGGACUGUGCAUAUGAUUACAAGAUUAUAAGAUAAACAAAUAAAAUCAGCUCUUCCUAAAUAAUGGGAAAAAAACUCCUCUGUCCUUUCUCCCAAGGGGGGCUGUUUGGAUUCCCAGAGCAGCAUGAUAUUGAUUGGGUGUGGAUUAAUUUUCCUCUAAUUUUUAUAUAUGUAUACAUAUAUAUAUAAUGUAUAUAUAUAUAUAAUAUAUAAAAAUGUAAUUACAUUAUCAAGAACUUGCAGGACCAGCCCCAGCUUCCCUCCCUGGCAAAAUUAGGGGAUCCAAUCUCCAGAAACCCUCGUGGCUCUGCACUCCAGCAGGAUAAAAUGCAUCAAUGCCCUGCUGGGGCUGCAUCUUUAGGAGGAGCAGAAUUCAAAAUCAAAUCAGAAAAUUACCUUUCCCCUCUGGAUAAAAUCAUGUGUCCAUGUAUAAAAAAUUAUAAAAACCUUCAUUGUAACUCACAUCUUAAAUAGCUCUAAUUAGCAAAUCAUUUAAUGAUGGCUAUUUGUUCUGCUGUGUUACAAAUUCCAGUGAGUAACUCUUUUCCUGGUAACUGCUUCCAUUGACUGAGUGGCUCCAAUCCAGUGCACGAGAGGUUUUCAUCAAAGUUUUCAGGCCAAUAUUAUUUGUGACACGAAAACAAACAGUAGUGCAUUUUUCUGUAUUUAAAAAAAAAAAGUAAAAAAAAAAAAAGUGGGGUUUUUAAACAGUGGUUUCACAUUUUGUAAAGAAAAGUUAGAAUAACGUUCACUGCUCCCUGAGCUUUUGAGAGGAAACCUCAGCAUCAUUUCUCACAGCCAUUCUUUUGCAGAUGAGAAGUGUAUUUGGGUUAUUUUGCUUACCUGUAAGAACAGAUAGAAAGAAAGGAAAUUCUUCAUGGAGAAUUCCCUUUGUUUGCCAAUGGAUCACACCCUCAGCUGCAUCUCUGUCAGUGUUCAUGACAAAAAAUGAAGGUACAAAGCAGGCUGGAGUAGCAGGACGUGUUUACAUUGCAGCUCUGGAUAUCUCAUGUCAAAUCUCAAGUGAUCUGCACUGAUUUGUUCUGUUUUCAGGCAGGAGCCCCUCGGGGGGUUUGAGCCAAAGCAUUCUGUCUGUUCAUUUUUUAUUAUUAUGGUUCUGACUUUAAAACAAGAGACUUUGUAAUUUCAUGAGAAAAAGAUCAAAGGAAAUGUGGUGUCACCAUCACAAUGUUACUUUUUUUGGGAGCUAAAUGUUAGUGUGCAUUGAUUAAAGUUUAGAGGAACGUGUUGUACUGUAGUUGCUGUUUGUACCACGCAGAUGUGCACGUACCGUUUGAAAAGAUAUUUUCAUUUUACAUGAAAUACAACUUUGCUAAUAAAAGUUUGACUUGAUGUAAUCUUCAAAA